This is a messenger RNA of Cercopithifilaria johnstoni, 1038 nucleotides long. The record is from the annotation of a GenBank genome assembly. NCBI's taxonomy places the organism in Eukaryota, Metazoa, Nematoda, Chromadorea, Rhabditida, Onchocercidae.
AUGGAAUUCUGGUUCCACUGCAAUAACUGUACACGACGUCCGGAUAAUUGGACUCUCAUUCCCACUUAUCGUCUUACCAACUGUGGUCACAUCUUAUGCAGCGAAUGUACUGAUGAUAUUGAUACGGUAAAAGUUUGCAAAUUUUGCCAGCGCACUGGAAUUACAGCUCUUGCAAUUGACAAGACAUUACCACCUCAUGUACAGAAAUUCUUCAUGCCCCCGAAAAUGUUGAUCGAAAGUGCAGAAAAACGUAUUAAAGAGACAAUUGCCUUCCAACAUUCUCAAAAGGUUUUGAUGGAACGCUGCUUGGUUAGAAAGGUUGUGCAGCUUUGGUAUCAAUUUCAAGCAGCGAAGCAAGAUGCAAAAUCGAAAAAUGAACUCGAAAGAGAAAUAGCGUGUCUCAAAAACGCAUUGAAAUGUUUGAAAGGAGAAUUGUUACGUACACUUAAUAAUCAUCGAGAAUUUGAAAAACAGGCGCUGCAAUGGGGAUUUAAAGCACUCUCUGUUAAAGAAAGUGGACAAAAUUUUUCGCGAGAGCAACAGGAGCAACAGGAGGUGCAGAUCGUGGAAACAAGAAUUCUUACCGAAAGUAUAUUCACGAAUAUGUUCACGAAUAGUGCAAGCAUUCUUACAGAUGGUAGUUCAUUGUCCUCGCAUAUUUCCGAUGAGCCACUGGAUUUAUCAAUGAAAGACAAAGUUGAUUCUGUGAACGAGGAAAUGAUUUUAUCAUGCUCAUCAUCAAAUUCUGAUUUAGCGAAAUGUGUUACUGCACCAUUCAAUAGUCCCACUGCUAUUGUUCUCUCGAAAAAAAAUUGCGCAGUCGGAGUACAAAGGUCAUGCGUUCGGAAGAAUACCACUUCAUUAAGCAAGCCCCGCGCUAGUGGUAGCGGAUCCGUUCGUAGCAGAAAUUGUCGACUUGAAAACUCCGAUCAUAAAUCGCAUCCAAAAUCUGAAUAUAAGAACUGGGUAGCAACUCCUUCAUAUCCGAUACUUAUUUUGCGUCGAGUACGCGUUGAUGCUGCGAAUGGUGAGGCAUAG